CUCAUCAAUCAUUUCUUUACUUCCUGCAAAUGAAUCUCCCUGGGAAAAUUGUCAGAUCCUCUCAAUCUUGAAUACUGACAAGAAGUCCCUAUGGACUCCCUAACUCUAGUGAAGAUCAGGAGGGGUCGUUGACACUAAGAUUUAAAAGCCCCACUCUCAGAACAAGAUUAGAAAACUGGUAGGUAAAGUUACAGUUAUUGCAGUUUCUGGAAAGGAGCUGAACAUGAAGAGACUCGGAAGUCUGGUGGCAACAACCUUGGCUCUUUUCUUAGUGUUUUCUUUCUUGGGAAAUUCCAGGAGUGCGCCACAGGGACUCUUUGAGAGACGGAACUGGACUCCUCAAUCUAUGCUCUAUCUGAAGGGUGCACAGGGGCGUCGCUUCAUCUCGGACCAAAGCCGGAAGAAGGACCUCUCCGACCGCCCGCCGCCGGAAAGACGCAGCCCAAAUCCCCAGCUACUAACUCUCCGAGAGGCAGCAGCUCUGCUCUUGGCUUCCUUGCAAAAACCACAAGAAGCUGGAGAAGAAAACUUUGAUCAAACCAGAGUCCUAGAAGACAGUUUACUAAACUGGUGAAAGUAGACCAAGUUAUAUUUAAAUACAGUUCCAUUCUAGUUGAAAACAUGAACCAUGUAAAUAAAGCCCUUGCACCCUUUUUACUUCAGUUGUAACGUUAGGAACAUGCAUAACCAAUUUUAUCCUUUCCAGAAGCAAAGCAAUGUAGAGUUCUUAGCUGGAAACAUCAUGGCCUUCUUUCAGGGCUUCAGGUCCUGUGCAGGUCACCAUAUAUCUUACUCCCAUUUGUAAUUAUAAGACUGGAGACUCUGUAGAGUGUGUUUUCUAUUUGUUACAAGUAUCUGCCUUGAUCUAGUGAGUCUUAAUUGUUGGAUUUUUCAUUCCUUUACCCUUGCAUUGUCCUGCACUCAGCUGCAAAUCUCCCUCUCUUUUUCUACCU
Lontra canadensis (Northern American river otter) is the source of this 953-nucleotide messenger RNA. It is a transcript of the gene SPX, whose product is annotated as spexin hormone. Bases 224 to 574 code for a protein of 116 amino acids. The transcript has 6 exons. Gene Ontology annotation, molecular function: neuropeptide hormone activity. The record is from RefSeq and is a predicted model, not a curated record. Gene Ontology annotation, cellular component: cytoplasm. NCBI's taxonomy places the organism in Eukaryota, Metazoa, Chordata, Mammalia, Carnivora, Mustelidae. Gene Ontology annotation, biological process: positive regulation of gastro-intestinal system smooth muscle contraction.